Molecule: messenger RNA, 1136 nt
Organism: Paecilomyces variotii
Lineage: Eukaryota; Fungi; Ascomycota; Eurotiomycetes; Eurotiales; Thermoascaceae
Product: FAS1 domain-containing protein
Exons: 3
Coding region: 12-1136 (374 amino acids)
Source: RefSeq, a predicted model, not a curated record
CAAUAAACGCCAUGCCUUCUCUCGCAGCAAUUGCGGCGCUGAUCGCAGUCAUUAUCAGCCAGGCCGUGACGGCUUCUCCACUCAUGGAUAUGCUUCUUGAAGUUCCAGAGCUGUCAACAUAUGCUCAUGUAUACAAUAUGACGGGUGGCAUAGUGGAGAUCAACCCACUGUUCACCAAGCGCUUCAACUACGACGAGGACAAACGCAACUACACCUUUCUGGCUCCUACUAACGCCGCCUGGUCUAAGAUCCCUGAUGCCAUCUUCGACAUUCUCAUGACUCAGCAAGCUUAUCCUCUGAUAGAGGCGCUACUGCGCACGCAUAUUGUCGAGGCCGGUCUUACAGCCUCCGAGCUCGUUCACGUUUCAGGGAGUAGCAGCGCCGGAGGAAUCUCUACCUCACUCCAGCUGUCCAAUACAACAGAGCAAUUCCACCGAGGCAUCCUCACCAAGACUGUGCAGGGGUACUAUAUUGAUUCCACUAACUCCACAAAUGGCACGGUCCUGAUCGAAGACCAGGCCGCAAUCGUCAAGGAGGAUAUUGUCGCUGAUAAUGGCUUCAUCCAUGAGAUCGACCAGGUCAUCGACCCUUUCCUCAUCUACGGUGGCGGGCCCAGUAAUCGAACUGCUGCGCCGACGAGCGAGAGGACGAAUUUAACUAUUGCUGAAUUUAUACAAAAUGACUCGCGACUGGUCAAUUCCUCCAAAUUACUCAAUGUGAAUACGCCUGAUACGUUGCGUCGUCUUGCGAAACAGUAUGGCUUCAAACAGUUCUUUGUCGUCCCGCAGAAUCAGGCUUAUGACCUUAUGCCUACGAUUCUUCCCGUGUACCACACUCUAGUCGCGCCGUAUAAGAGCCCAUUCAACACUCUAAUGUGGCAGUAUGGCUGGCUCGACAGUGGCGGCGAGAUAUUUGCCAGUCUACAAUUCAAUGGCUCUGUCUCCGUUGCCAGUGAUGUGACAGGGCUUAAUCUCACCGUCACCCAAGAGAGAGACGCCAUAUUCAUUAUGAACGCUGGUCUCGUCACGCAGGUCGAGGCUGCCAAUGGGUAUCUGUGGAUAGUGGAUCGGUGGUUAGACCCGUUGUAUCAGGCUUUUGGUCUAAUUAACCGAUUUGGCAUACCAGAGUGGCCGUGA